CUCCCCUCACCUCUCCCCCAGCCCCCAGCCUCAGGCCCCUAGCCUCCCCCACCCCAUCCCCAGUAGCCCACCAACAGCCUGCCAACCCAGCCCCCGGGGAGGACCAUGGACAGCCCCUCCAAGCUGUCCGGGGAGACCCUUAUCGUGCACCACAUCCCCCUGGUCCACUGCCAGGUGUCGGGGGGACGGCAGGGGGGCUGCGGGGGGUCGCUGCGGAGGAGCCACCCCUUCAGUCCCCCGGAGAACCUGGGCCUCAGCCGCACCACCUCCCUGCCCGAGAGAGACGUGCUGCAGAGGGAGGCGCUGCUCUACAGCAGCCUGGUCCACGCCUCCUGCCGGUCUGGAGGAGGAGGAGGGGGGAGGGGAGGGAGCACGGCCAGCGACGACUCAUCCUACACAUCGUCCAACUCGGGGGAUCAGCCAACCACGGCUCACACGCUGCCCAGGACAAAGCCCAGGAACCACGGCAACCGUCUCCGUCACAACCCCUUCCUGCUGAACACCGAGGACGACGAGGAGGAGGAGGAGGACGACGGAGACAACCUCAACGGUUACCUGGAGGACUCCUCUUUCCAUCUCCACGGCAACGCCAACUCCACCCUCGACGAUGGGGUGCCCCCCUUCCACCUCCACGACCUGGGGUUCCCCCCCGAGCCCUUCCUGCUGCACGGCACUCUGGGAAAGCCCUGGGGGUCCAGCAGCCGGGAGUCUCUCAGCGGCACGACUUCCGACCUCUCUGCCCACCUGGAGACCCUGGACCUGCUGGGAUUGGACAGCCAGCGUCGCCACGGCAGCAGCGGCUCCAACAUGUCCAUGGACUGCGGGGAGCAGGAGUGGGGCGAGGAUGAGGAGGAGGAAGAGGAGGACCAUCCCAAGACAGGCUCCUGCUCCUCCAGCUGCUCCGCGCCUCCCUGCUCCUGCAGACCCUCCCGGACGUGCCCCCAGCAGCCACACUUCUCAGAGCCCUACUCAGACUGCCAGCUGGGCUAUGGCAGCGACUCGUCCUGCAACAGCUCUGACGGCGUGCUGGUUAAUUUCAGCGCCAUCUUCAACAAGAUGAACAACAGCGUCCCCGCCAAAGUAGCGCCUGGACCCUCCGCCAACCUCAACAGCUCCGCCCAGCACUCCUGUGUCUCAGAGCCGGGUGGGGGGCGGGGCAGCUGCCAUGGGGGCGGGGCCUUCUACCUGGACCUCCACACCUCCCCCACCGACCCCCCCCAGCCCCAGCACGCCCCCUGCCCCUCCAACACCCUGCCCGUCUAUCUCCAGGAGACCCCCCCCUCCACCACCUCCCCCUGCACCUGCUCCGCGCAGCACCAGGGGCCCCUGGACCUGGACGACAACUGUAACUCCUACCAGAAGCUGGGGGAGGCGGGGCCCUGCCUGCAGAGCCAGGCCCGGCUGGUGGUGGCCACACAGAACUACUACAAGCUGGUGACCUGUGACCUCUCGUCCCAGUCCUCGCCCAGUCCCGUGGCCUCGUCCGCCACCAGCUGCUCUGACGAGCACAGCAAGGAAAGCCCCACCCCCACAGAGUACUUCCUGUUCAGACACCAGGCCGAGGAGGGGGGCGGGGCCAGGGAGGAAGACCAGGAAGAUGAGGACCGACAGUCACCGAAGCGUGAUGAAGAGGAGGAGGAGGAGGAGGAGGAGGAGGAAGUGAGCAGGGCAAAGCGAGACGUGGGCUUGGCCGGUAGUGCUCCAGCCCCAGGUGUGAUCGAGGGUCAGGUGUACGUCAACAUCUCCCCUCCCAUUGGCUGCCGUGCCGACAUCGGUGGCGGGGUCUCCGGGGGGCAUACCCGUUCCCGUAGCUACGACCGUAGCCUGGCCCAUGCCCCGCCCCCUGGGCUGGGCCCUCUGGAGCGCAUGCUGAGCUGCCCCAUGCGUCUGAGUGAGGGUGCCGGCCACGCCCUCGGCCAGGCCACGCCCACCAGGGUCACCUCCUUUGCCGAGAUGGCCCGCUGCAAGCGCCGGACCGGAGCCUUGCUGAGGACAGACCCCCUGUCCUCCGGCCCCCACGCCCCCUCCGCGGCUGAGCCCUCCCCCCCGGCGGAGCAGCUGGACCCGGGCUCCACCCCGCCCCCCUGCCCCCUCACACGCUGCUACAGCCAGGGGAGCACUGAGGCCCAGGAGACACGCUCCAGGACUGGAGGCUCUCUGUCCUGUUCUCCAGACUGCUGCCCGGCUGUGGUGCGCUACAGCAAGGACCAGCGUCCCACCUCCCUCCCCAUCCAGCCCUUCACCUUCCACCACCAGUUCUCCAGGCCCCAGCCCAAGCCCCUGCUGCCCCUGCUCACAGGCUACGUGUCUGGGAUGCAGGCCCGCUCCGGCUCCGGGGGUUCUGGAGGUCCGGAGGGGGAUGAGGUGGCCGACGAGCCCUCGGACAGUCCUCGCUGCUCGGGUGCGGUGGCGGUGGCCCCCCCUGGCUCGGUCCGGCCCUCUCCUCUGGGGAGUUACUCCCCCGUCCGCCUGCAGGGGGCGCCCAGCUCAGGGUCCUGCUCCACUUGCACCCCUAGCCCCCCACCCCCCACCUGCCUCUCCUGCCCCCGCUCCCCCCACGCCCAGACGGCCGCCUCCCUGCCCCCCACCCCUCCGCUGGGUGUGUCCCAGGCAGCGGUGCCCCCCUCUCUGCCCCCUGUCCAGGGGUACCAGCGGGGGGCGCUGCCCAGCACCUGCAUCAGCCCUGGGGGGCCGCAUGUGUCAGAACAGGCCGAGCACAGACAAGGACCCCGCCAGCACCAUGCCCAUCAUCUCUCUCCCCAGGCUCUCAAAUGGCGAGAGUAUCGCCGUAGAAACCCUCUGGGGGUGGAGAGGGCAUGCCGCCUGGAUCCCCACAGGGGAGGGGGCGGGGCCAGGGCCCGCCACGCCCGCCGCAACGUGUUUGACUUCCCAGCAACCUCUAGCCGCUUCAAUGGGCCUUCAGUAAAGCAGCUGCAGCAGUACUACAGUGACUACCUGCCAGACUACUUCUCCCUGGCAGAGCGCCCCCCGGAGGAGUUCUGUCUAUCCCCCGACGCCUCCUCCUCCUCCUCCUCUUCCUCCUCCGAGAUCUCUGUCGACCUGCAGCAGAUGAGAGGUUUGGUCAAAGCCAUCAACACUGCCAUAGAUCUGAUUGUUGCUCACUUUGGGACAAGUCGUGAUCCAGAUGUCAAGGCUAAGCUGGGGAACAGCUGGGUGAGUCCCAACGUGGGCCACCUCAUCCUGAAGUACUUGUGUCCGGCCCUGCGGGGGGUUCUGCAGGACGGCCUCAAGCCCCACGUCCUGGACCUCAUCAUCGGCCAGCGUCGCAACCAGCCCUGGGGCCUGGUGGAGGCCUCCACACAGCUGGGCCCGUCCACGCGUGUGCUACACAGCUUGUUCUCUAAAGUGAGCCAGUACUCGGAGCUCACCAGCCACAGCAUGAGGCUCAAUGCCUUCAUCUUCGGUCUCCUCAACUUGAGGUCGCUGGAGUUCUGGUUCAACCAUCUUCACACUCAUGAAGACAUCUUGGCGGUUCACUACCAGCCGUGGGGUUUCCUGCCACUGUCGCAGGGGCCGUGCCAACCGCUGUUCCAGGAACUGCUGCUCCUCCUGCAGCCCCUUUCGCUCCUCCCCUUCCACCUGGACUUCCUGUUUGAGCCCCACCUCCUGCAGAAGGGGCAGGAGCACCUGCGACGAAAGGAGUUGCUCUGCUCCGCCGACCAAUCAGCUCGCUCCACCUUUCAGCUCAUGAGGGGGUGGGGCACGCCCGUGGUCGAGGGGGAGGGGGUGGAAUCUGGCGCCUGGAAGAGGAAGAGGGCAGAGCUGAGACGAGAGGGGACAUGGCCAGGGAUGGAGGGGGCAGGGAGCAGGAUGGAGGGGGCGGGGCAGGGGGAGGGGGCGGGGCAGGGGGAGGGGCUUCCCAGAGAGGGAGGCGGGAUGGACUCCAUCGGGGCGGAACUUGGAUGGAAGCAGCCAAUGGUGGACAUAGAGGAAGGGAUCUCCACCUUGUGGAGGGAGAGAGGAUCCGCGGGGCAGAGAGUGAAGGGAGUGGGUGGAGAGAGUCACCAGGACAACAGGGAUGGAGAGAAGAAGAAGGAGAGAGAGGGGGUGGUGUCGGAGGAGGGCCGUCAGAAACAGGAGCGCCAGGCAGGAUGGUGGUACCAGCUCAUGCAGUCCUCCCAGGUCUACAUUGACCAAUCAGCAGAGGGGUCGAAGUUCACCCGGAGCGAGAAGAGGAAGAAGUCGGGCGAGAGGCGAGCCAGCCAGCUCCCGCCCACGAGGGAGGGCGUGGUGGAGGGGGCGGAGUCCAGACCGGAAGGGGAGGAGCCCAGGAAGAGGAGCAGCAGCGCUGACUCGGCGGGGAGUAGAGGGAGGAGGGCGUGGAUGGGCAGCCCUCCAGACUCCGUCCUCUGCCAGGAGAAGGAGAAGCUCCAGGGGCCCACAGGGGCCCAGCCCUCUGCCGUCCGGCCCCAGGACCAGGCCUCCGCCGCCCGGCCCCAGGACCAGGCCUCCGCCGCCCGGCCCCAGGACCAGGCCCUCUCCCAGGGCAUGCGCUGGGGACGGCUGUUCGGCUCCAGCAGGGGCUCCUCGUCCAGAGCAGACGACUCCAGGCAAGCCAAGACUCAAAGAAGCAGGCUGCCAUCCGGAUGGCUGAGUCUGGACAGGUCUGUUCUGGACAUGGUGGCCCAGACCGUGGGGGCGGGGUCAGGGAGGAGGGUGGAGCCUUCAGCCCCGCCCCUCGACAGCCAAGCUCCUCCCCUGCAGCCUCAGACAGCACAAGCUGUAGAGACCAAGUCUCCAUGUGAGGUGAGGGCUCUGUGUCACCACAUCGCCACAGAGCCAGGCCAGCUGAGCUUCCACAAGGGAGACGUCCUGCGCGUGCUGGCCCAGCCCGACUCCGACUGGCUGCUCUGCUCCCUGGGGGCCAGCCGUGGCCUGGUGCCCCUCAUCUACGUGACGCUCCGCAGCCUGGGUGGGCCCCCCCAUGGGGGCCCGCACUGAGGGGAGGGAGGAGGGAGGGGAGAGGAUGAAGGGAACACGGAAGCGCCUGAGAGGGGAAGAGAAAGAGACAUCAGGUCUGGAUGAUGUCGUCGCUGGAUUCGAGACUCCUCCAGAUGUUUAAGAUGUUUGGGUGUGAUGUGCUCUACUGCAGGAUGAUACUGGGACUUACAGACACAUCUACACAGGAACGGGUCCACAUAGGAGCACAUGCAGGCACGACAACACACUUGCACCUGUGAGGAGAGUUCCUCUCAAGCAUGCACUCAUCCAAAGAGAUGACGCAAAUACACACACACACACACACGUGCACACACACACACGACCUAGAAGACUCUGUGCACAGCUCUCAGAGGUCUCAAACUGUCCGUCAGAUUCUUUUUGAUAGAGCGAUAUAAAGCAAGGAACCAUAUUAAAUGUAUAAAGUGUAUAUACAUAUAUACACACACACCAUACCUAGCUGUGCUUUAUCAUGCUGUGUAUGCCAAGCCCUUCACCCGGCUGUGCCACAACAAUGCUAAGCUAAUGCUAAACAUCCAGCAUCGCAAUCAGAAGGACAAACUGAGCAGGCAACUCUCGAGUCAUUCACCCAGAGUUCUCCAAACCCUUUAUAGAAUAGUCUUAGGAUGACAGUUGGUUUACAUAAAAAAAGAUAAAUUCCAGUAGAGGUCAUUGUAGAUGUGUGAUGAGGCCUGUAUGGGUGUCUUAAGGGCUGUGUGCUCUGAGGGACAACCAGACACGCUUUCAGCUCCUUUCAUCUUCUCAUCGUUGUUGCUCGUGCUUGUUGCCAUGCCAACCGUUGGACGGACGAUUUAGAAGUGGAACCUGUCUCUCCCUCCCUUCAGUUGCAGUGUUUGGGUGACUGCCAGGUUAAACCGACCAAUCACAGGCAGAGGACUGUUGUGCAUGUGAGGAGACAACAUAGUUGUGGAUUCCAGACUCCUCCCUUCUGCCCCCACAACCAAACCAAGACAGGCGGAUCGGCUUUCAGCUGCAGUGGACCUGUGUAUUUAAUUCUGACAUACAUACUAUACGUGCAUAUAUGACUUACACAUGUGGUGAGUUCUGUUUAUUUAUUGAAGAGUUCUAUAAUUUAUUUAGAAAAGCGUGUGAAUGGUUGGGAUGGAUACAGAGGGAAGGAUGUCUAAUGAAAGCAAAAUCGUUUUGGAGUUGUUUUACAGGUGUUUGGUUGAGGUGUUUGGCGGUUGUGACCUGCCUUGUCCCUGUUAACGGCCCCGACCCUGGGGUUCACUUUCCCCCAGAGCUUCUACCAGACUCCUCAGGUGUGUUUCUGGAAAUAAAGAGUUUAAAGAUGUUUUGUGGAAGCUGAUGAGAACCCCAACCCGUUCUUCACUGGCUGUGUACCUGUGACGCCCAGGUGUGCUAUGUGGCCUUAGGUUCAGACUGAGAUGUACAGAAAAUAUACCGUAACGCUGGGAGCAAUCCUAGAUGAUGACUAUUGAGGGUUGUUACCAAAAGACUUUCCUAGUAAUAAUACACCACUUAACGGGUUAGCGAACGUUUCUUUGAGGUUUCAUUGAGACGUUAAUCUAGUCAGUAAGUUAAAUAUAAUGACAUUUGUUUUCCUUUUUCUUUUUUUUACUUUCUUUUUCAUAUAAUUUUUAACAUUGCCUCAACGUUAAUGAUGAACUGUAAAUAUGAUUUAUUUGAAAGGUUCAUUUCUGUAAGAGAAGUAUAGAGAUUGUUAACAUUAAUGAUGCUAUAAGUGUUUGCAAAUGUUCCUUAAUUUGACUGUUAGCAUUGAUGCUAACUUCCUGGAAGCAGGCCAUGGUUUCCUUGGAGAGGCUGAGAGAAGGUUAGCAGUCAGUAGUCUAUGUAUAUGUAACUAUGUUGGGACUGGAUGAACUCACUCCUCAGUAGAUAUAUACCGCCCACCCACACCAUCGAACGGUUAUCUUUUGUGUGGCGUAGCUGGUAAAGAGGUGUUUACGAGAGGUGAUGGUUGCGGUCAGAGAAUCAGAGGACUGGUUCGAAUGCCAGAGUGAGGAAAGAAGUGAUCUUGACCAGCAACGACAUGCAUCACGAUGGACUGGGUCGCCGUUCUUCUUCCAGCACGUUCUGCUCUUCAUGACAUCCUCAGAUGCUGAAAAGUCACAUAGAGAAACGAGUCAGAGAGAGAGAGAUCAUAUGGGAGCUACUGAUCGACAAUUAAGAACAAUUCAAAUCCAUUGGUUCCGAUUGGUUUAUUAUUUUUAGCCAUACUGCAGUGUCCUGCCAGACUCAAUGUGUUGGCUGAAGAUCUGUACAGUGAGCUUAGCUCAAUCACAUUCUCCCACAGUCAUGGUUUGUUCAAAGGACAAGUCUACACGUCGAUAAUCUAUAUUUGUGCAGUUGUAGCAAGGGGUCUCUCUCUGUCUCUCUCUGUUUCUCUCUGUCUCUCUCUGUCUCUGUCUCUCUUUGUCUCUCUGUCUCUCUCUGUUUCUCUCUGUCUCUCCUAGUCUCUCUCUGUCUCUCCUAGUCUGUCUCUCUCUGUCUCUCCUAGUCUGUCUCUGUUUCUCUCUGUCUCUCUCUGUCUCUCUCUGUUUCUCUCUGUCUCUCUCUGUCUGUCUCUGUCUCUCCUAGUCUGUCUCUCUCUGUCUCUCCUAGUCUGUCUCUCUCUGUUUCUCUGUCUCUCUCUGUCUGUCUCUGUCUCUCCUAGUCUCUCUCUGUUUCUCUCUGUCUCUCUCUGUCUCUCCUAGUCUGUUUCUCUCUGUCUCUCCUAGUCUGUCUCUCUCUGUUUCUCUCUGUCUCUGUCUCUCUCUGUCUCUCUCUGUUUCUCUCUGUCUCUCCUAGUCUCUCUCUGUCUCUCCUAGUCUGUCUCUCUCUGUCUCUCCUAGUCUCUCUCUGUUUCUCUCUGUCUCUCUCUGUCUCUCUCUGUUUCUCUCUGUCUCUCUCUGUCUGUCUCUGUCUCUCCUAGUCUGUCUCUCUCUGUCUCUCCUAGUCUGUCUCUCUCUGUUUCUCUGUCUCUCUCUGUCUGUCUCUGUCUCUCCUAGUCUCUCUCUGUUUCUCUCUGUCUCUCUCUGUCUCUCCUAGUCUGUUUCUCUCUGUCUCUCUCUGUCUCUCCUAGUCUGUCUCUCUCUGUUUCUCUCUGUCUCUCUCUGUCUGUCUCUGUCUCUCUCUGUCUGUCUCUGUCUCUCCUAGUCUGUCUCUCUCUGUCUGUCUCUGUCUCUCCUAGUCUGUCUCUCUCUGUCUGUCUCUGUCUCUCCUAGUCUGACUCUUUGCUCCUGCUUGUACCUGUAGCAGAAGUGGCUCUGCUGCCCUCUGUGUGUCCAUACUAUAUGACCUGUAUGACAUUAUCAACCUACUAUGGAUAUUAUUAACAAUAACAAAGUGCUCUUGUGAUCACAGUUCAAA
Osmerus eperlanus (European smelt) is the source of this 8313-nucleotide messenger RNA. It is a transcript of the gene rusc2, whose product is annotated as RUN and SH3 domain containing 2. Gene Ontology annotation, molecular function: protein binding. The transcript is spliced from 12 exons. Gene Ontology annotation, cellular component: cytoplasmic vesicle. Bases 106 to 4962 code for a protein of 1618 amino acids. Lineage: Eukaryota; Metazoa; Chordata; Actinopteri; Osmeriformes; Osmeridae. The record is from RefSeq and is a predicted model, not a curated record.